AUAAACAAUAAGAACAUGAAACAGUGGAACGUUUCUGCGCUGAUUAAGCAGCCUAACUUUAGUUUUAAGAGAGAAUCAGUGCGCUCUGCUCUGACUCCCUCUCCUCCCUCCCUCCUCCCCUUCCCCGUCUCCUCUGCGCUUCAUAAUCGGGAGCCAUGGUCUCGCGCCUCCUUUUCUCCGUUUUCCUCCAGGAUGGGAUUCAUCAGACAUCUGCGCUCCGUAAAGAACGAGCUCAUCCUCUUCUUAAGUCCAUGCGUCAUUCUUCCUCUCCCUUUGGUGAUCGGGACUUCGGAAGCAGAAUGUGCCUAUGUGAUCAUCCUGAUGGCCGUGUACUGGUGCACAGAGGUUCUGCCACUUGCUGUCACAGCACUUCUUCCUGCUGUCCUUUUCCCCCUUUUUGGCAUAAUGCAAUCCAAAGACGUGGGCAUGCAGUACCUAAAGGACACAAACCUGUUGUUUGUGGGAGGGCUGAUGGUUGCUGUGGCCGUGGAGCACUGGAACCUGCACAAGCGCAUUGCUUUGAGAGUGCUGCUUUUUGUCGGUGUACGUCCUGCCCUUUUGAUGCUGGGUUUUAUGGGUGUCACCGCCUUCUUGUCCAUGUGGAUAAGUAACACGGCUACAACAGCCAUGAUGGUGCCGAUUGUCCAAGCGGUGCUGGAUCAGCUCAACAACAGCGAGCGAGAAGUCCCUCAGAUCCUCAGCUCAGAGGAACAUGUCCAGACGUCAGAGAUGGACAGCAAACCUAAGCAGGGAGAGAAAGACAACGAGGGACGUGGCCCAGUGGUGGUGACUUUCUUGGAUGCUUCAGUAGAGGUUGCCAGGCAGAAGGAGGCAGCAGAACGGAUGAGAAUGUGUAAAGGGAUGACCUUGUGUAUUUGUUACGCUGCCAGCAUUGGAGGCACGGCCACUCUGACAGGAACUGGUCCCAAUCUGGUUCUCAAGGGCCAGAUGAAUCAGUUGUUUCCUGAAAAUGAGGAUGUGAUCAACUUUGCUUCCUGGUUUGGUUUUGCGUUCCCAAACAUGAUCCUCAUGCUGACAGCCGCCUGGCUUUGGCUGCAGUUCGUCUUCAUGGGGUUCAAUUUCAGGAAGACAUGGGGCUGUGGAGCAGUGAAGACAGAAAAGGAAAUAGCUGCCUAUAAUGUUAUCCGUGAGCAGCAUCGUCUGCUUGGAUCCAUGUCAUUCGGAGAGAUAAGCGUCCUGGGUCUCUUCGUUUUGCUGGUGGUCUUGUGGUUCACGAGAGAUCCGGGUUUUGUCCCCGGCUGGGCGACACAUCUCUUCAACUCCAAAGCAGAGUAUGUGACAGAUGCUACAGUAGCCAUCUUUGUGGCCAUCCUUCUGUUUGUUCUACCCUCUGAACCUCCACGCUUCUGUUCACGGAGAUCUCAAAGUUUUGACACAAUUCUGCAUCAGCCCUCCGGCUCAACGCCUCGUCUCCUCACCUGGAAAAUUGCACAUAAGAAGACACCCUGGGGGAUUGUGCUUCUGCUUGGAGGAGGGUUUGCGCUUGCAAAAGGAAGUGAAGUAUCAGGACUCUCUAAGUGGAUAGGAGACCAGAUGACUCCUCUGCAUAACAUCCCUCCCUGGGCAAUUGCUGUCGUUUUAUGCCUGCUGAUUGCUACCUUUACUGAGUGCACCAGUAACGUAGCCACUGCUACUCUCUUCCUGCCUGUUUUAGCCUCAAUGUCUCAGUCCAUUGGAAUCAAUCCACUCUACGUCAUGGUGCCUUGUACUCUGAGUGCCUCAUUCGCCUUCAUGCUGCCUGUUGCCACUCCACCAAAUGCAAUAGUCUUCUCCUAUGGAUACCUGAAGGUUUCUGAUAUGGCCAAGACAGGCAUAGUUAUGAAUAUCAUCGGCAUCCUUUGCAUUACAUUAGCCAUCAACACCUGGGGCAAAGCCAUGUUUCACCUGAACACUUUCCCUGCCUGGGCCAAUGUGACAGGCGUGUGAGUCCGCUGCUGAAACGAGACACGAUCUACGCACGCCUCCCCAAAUGCAGGUGCCACACAAAGACCUAUGGUUAGAGUGGAAGCUCAGAACCAAACAGUAGGCUCAGUGUGUGGGACGGCUGUGCUCUCAUUGACGUGAGCUGAAAUGAAUAUGAGACGACGAGUAUAAAUGGCAGGUUUUUUCAUGUGUACGAUGAAAGUUUAGACUUUGAAGCCCCUGCAAUGUCUAAAAUAACCUGAUGUAUGUUUCCUUAAAUACAAAUAUUCUGUAGCAGGUUAUACAGUAACAACUUCUUACUUAAAGGUCAACUUCACUGAAAUAAAAUGUUUUCACUAAUAUUUCUGAUUAUAAUCGGUCACACUGAGCUUGUCAUUCAGGCUGAACAUGAAAUAGUCUCCUAAACCUGUCUCCUGCAUUAGCUUCUGAUAGAAAACAGACUAUAAACUCCAGGAUUUUAAAGCCUGGCAGAUCUACGUCACUCUGUCACUUAACAUUCAUAGACUCACCCAUCUUGACUCACGAAGGGGAAGGCUGUUGUUGGUUUAGCAUCCAGUAGAGAGCAGAGAACGUCUCGAUUACUAGAAGCUAACCGUUAGCAUUGGCAACUCCACACAUAACAGUACGUCUCCAGGCUUUUGAUAUUUGUGGAGUUAAACUUAAAUGCUGUAAAGCAAACAGAGUCAGUGGUAGAGGUGUGUUGUUGUUAGCCAAUCAGAGGCGAGAUGUCCAAAUAUCAGGAAAUAAGAUUCCUAAUUCAAGUCGUCUGCAGCUCAACUCUGAUCUGACUCACUUCUAGUUCCUGAAACGGGCGCACCAGAGCUUUUUUUGCCCCAAGUAUGACUUACAAGGCAUUUAUUCCUAAGUGGAGAUCACUGCAAAUGCAUUCAAAUAUGGGUUAAGUUGACCUUUAACAAAGAAAUUGUGAAGAAAAGAUGUAAAUAUUUUCUAAGUUCUGGUGUAGUUUUUUCACAUGUAUGUCUCCAAAAAGUUUUUUUUUAAAAUAAUCUUUCUUUUGUAUUAGAAAAUGUAACAAAAAAGUUUUUUUUAUUAAAGGUAUAACUUUUACGGGACUUCUGUUUGACUGUACAGAACACAUUGUCCUUUUUCUAUCAUUUUCGCUUGAAAUUAGGAUUUCACUCAGAAAUUCUAAUCUAUUUUAUGCAAUGUGAAACAUUUAUGCAGCUUAUUUGAAUUUGACUUCAUCACCAAAUGCAAUAAUACAUUUCUAAUUAAAUGUGAAUGCAUUAGGAAUAUCAGAAUACUGAGACAGGACCGGUUCAGCGACCUAAUGAGCACUUUAACUACUGAUACUUUUAUCUGCUAUAUUAUGUAUUUUAUUGCAUUAAAACCUUAAAUAAAAUAUUGCUUAGGUACUUGAUUUUAUUACAAUAGCCGUGUUUCUACCACCGAACUUCUGGGAAAUUUAUGAGAGGGGGGAAAUUGACUGGGAGAUGCGAUCUCUCGGUACUCUCAGCUGUUUUGUCUUCAUAUAAAUUUAGCCCUUUCAGGACUUUGAUGUCAUCUUAUUGCGACUGCUUUGCCAGGGGGUGGUAUCACUAAUCAGUGCCAAAAGGCAUCCAUGGACAUAAAUAACAAUUAAAGUUUUAUUCUGUCAAAGCACACCAUGAUUUCAUCCAUUUGGGGGACCAGAAGAGCAGCUGUGUGAAAUGAAAAGGGUAUUUUUUUUUUAUGGUGCUCGGAGUCCACAAAGGGCCGUGAAUUAUGGCAUUGUGGAGGGAUUUCCACCGCAGUUUUCCAUGUUAAGACUUUAGAAACAACAAUUUUAAAACUGUCGUUUCUUUCCAUUCUGCUCCACCAAUUAACAGUUUUGGCAAAGUUAAAUCCAAUCAGCAUGAGUUAACCAGAAGUCAGCGACUCUACCGGGACAUUUCUGAGUACAUACUCCAGUUCAAGUACUCCACUGGUCCCUGUAAUGGCCCGGAAAAUCGUUCUCUCAUGCAGGCUUGCUGAAAUAGAGACACACGCAUGCCGCGAAGGUCCGAGAAAAUUAUCCGGAGGUUUUUCUUUUGCUCAAAUAAAAACAAGAAUUUUUGCACAACUUGGAGUUUGAAAUGUUCAAGCAAAGCUUCCAUAUCAGCAGUCCUCACUGACAUUUUCUCUUCAUGGAAAUAUGAAAUAUAUAUUUGAGUUGUAUUCAAUAAUCAAUGUAUUUAUGUGAUUUUUGCACAUGUCAAAAGAAAAAUAAAAACACCUUUUUUCA
Nothobranchius furzeri (turquoise killifish) is the source of this 4168-nucleotide messenger RNA. RefSeq names its product solute carrier family 13 member 5b (gene slc13a5b). Gene Ontology annotation, molecular function: succinate transmembrane transporter activity; sodium:dicarboxylate symporter activity; citrate transmembrane transporter activity. The record is from RefSeq and is a predicted model, not a curated record. Gene Ontology annotation, biological process: transmembrane transport; citrate transport. Lineage: Eukaryota; Metazoa; Chordata; Actinopteri; Cyprinodontiformes; Nothobranchiidae. Gene Ontology annotation, cellular component: membrane.